GACACAAGUUCAAGACACGAGAAUAUAUUUGAGGGUUUUGUUUGCUCGGCUCUGUUGUGUUAACCCCAUGAAUAUGAAUAUGAAUAUGAAGAUGGAGAUGGAGAUUAUGCACAACUUGAAAUGGAUAUGCCCCGUCUUUAAACAGUUAUUGAUGGACUGUGCAAAGAUGGCAGCACGGACAAGGCUUGGGAAUGUUUUCAUGACAUGUCCAGAAAGGGUUUGCAGGUGGAUGUGAUUACUUAUAAUUCUUUGAUAUGCAGCCUAUGUAAAUUGCAUGAGGUAGAAAAGGCUCAAAAAUUGUUUAGAAAUAUGCUAAGGCAAGGAUUCUCACCAGAUGUUAUUACUUACAACAUUCUAAUUGAUGGUUUAUGUCAGAGUAACAGGGAAAAAGAUGCAUUUACACUUAUUUCUGAGAUGCAAAACACGGGACAUCUUCCUAAUGUAAUCACAUAUAAUACACUAAUACGUGCAUUUUGUAGAGCAGGAGAAAUGAACAUGGUAGGAAAGAUGUUAGAGGAGAUGACAAGGAGGGAUUUGAAACCUAACGAAGUGACAUAUACCACAGUCAUUAAUGGUCUGUGCAAGGCAGGAGAUCUUUCUAGAGCACAUUCACACUUGAACAAGAUGCUAGAUGAAGGUUUGACUGCUGAUGUAGUCACUUAUAGCUGUCUGAUUGACGCCCACUUCAAAGUUGGUGAGAUGGAUAAGGCCUUUAAGUAUUUCCUAAACAUGAAAGUGGCUGGUAUUGCCCCAAAUGUUAUAACCUAUAAUAUAUUGAUUGGCUCUUUGUGCAAGGAAAACAAAAUUGACAUGGCUUCCUCAAUGCUGAAUGAGAUGAGAACAAAUAAUUUAGUUCCAAAUGUUGUCACAUAUAAUAAAUUUCUUUACACCUUCCGCCAAAGACGUGACCUUGAAAAUACCUUUCUGGUGAUGGAUCAAAUGAAGAAAGAAGGUUGUGCUCCAAGUGAUUCAACUGUCCGGAUACUUGACUGGCUGGUUAAAGUUGGUCAAUGGAAAAAAUUAAGAGACUUUGUAAAUGAUGAUUCUUUUAUUAUUUCUAGGGCUGCAUAGUUCUCAUGUCUUCUUGAGUGCUAGCCAUAUCACAAUCGCUCUUGGAUAUAUAUUUCCCCAGCUUUUGAAAUUGAUAUUUAUGCAUUCGUCUCAGUGUUACUUAUGUACACAACCAUUCUUUUGUGUAAGGUUAUAAUGAUAAUUUGGAUUGGAACUAUAAUUGAACUAUAAUUGAAUGGUUCCGCCCUA
Cryptomeria japonica (Japanese cedar) is the source of this 1260-nucleotide messenger RNA. RefSeq names its product pentatricopeptide repeat-containing protein At1g05670, mitochondrial. Lineage: Eukaryota; Viridiplantae; Streptophyta; Pinopsida; Cupressales; Cupressaceae. The transcript is spliced from 2 exons. The coding region runs from base 205 to 1071 and encodes 288 amino acids. The record is from RefSeq and is a predicted model, not a curated record. Gene Ontology annotation, molecular function: protein binding.